Diorhabda carinulata is the source of this 1951-nucleotide messenger RNA. RefSeq names its product 2',5'-phosphodiesterase 12. Bases 109 to 1845 code for a protein of 578 amino acids. The transcript has 5 exons. Gene Ontology annotation, biological process: nuclear-transcribed mRNA catabolic process, deadenylation-dependent decay. Gene Ontology annotation, molecular function: 3'-5'-RNA exonuclease activity. NCBI's taxonomy places the organism in Eukaryota, Metazoa, Arthropoda, Insecta, Coleoptera, Chrysomelidae. Gene Ontology annotation, cellular component: mitochondrion. The record is from RefSeq and is a predicted model, not a curated record.
AACCUAACCUACUCAAUCUUAGGGUAUGUUUUGUGAUGUGUACUGGAAAAAUUACUAGAAGACUAUAACCUCUGAAAAUGAUUAUAAUAUUGUAACGAUUUGAAAGUUAUGUUUAGGUUUUUUUCAAAGUCUCCUAAAAUAUUUUGCACAUUCCAAGUGAACAGAUUUAUUCACAAGUAUAUAUUCAACAUGGAAAAGGCGUAUUUAAGACAUGUUGAGAAUGGUAGCCAAUUUGAAUUAACUCUAAAAUUUAGCAAUCCUGAAUUACGGGUCGACAGGCUUUUUAAUUUUAAUCGUAAACUCGAAGAAAAUAUUGAUACAUUUUCCUCUAGAGUGGCAUCAAAUAUUGAGAAAAUAGUGAAAAAGAAAAACAAAAAGAAAUCAGAUGCUGGGGAAGUGGCUAUAAAUAUAGAUGUUAUGGUACUGUUGAAUAAUUCUGAAGUUUCUAAAGACAAAACUUGUGAAGAAAUAUUUCAACCCGAUAAUGACAUUGUAUUAAAGAUAAUGGGCAAAGAAUACAAAGUAAUUGUCAAUUCUCCAUGGGUAGAUAAAUUAUCUUUGCCAAUUUCCAUUUUAGCAGGAUUUCCCACAUAUCCCACCAAAUUUGAAACUGUAUUUACUGAUAAGUUGUUAUCUCAAUUUACUUGGUCAAAGUCAGUAGAUGAAAAAAAUUGGACAAUUGUUGGUAAUGACUACAUAUACCAACCACAGAAUGAAGAUAUAAAUAAUUAUUUAAAAUUAACAUGUAUACCAAAGAAUGAAAAGUUUGAAGGUCCUGUUGUUGAAUGUGUAUCUAUUUGUAGAGUUGAAGCAAAUCCUGGUAAAUGUCCAUUCGAAACCAGGCAUCUGUUUACUCAAAAAAGGACCAAAGAAAAUGAAUUACGAAUUGUUACCUAUAAUAUUUUGGCUGAUUUGUAUUGUGAUUCUGAUUAUACCAGAACUGAAUUGCAUCCUUAUUGUCCUCCUUAUGCUCUUGAAAUUGAUUAUAGAAAACAAUUGUUCAUCAAAGAAAUUAUAGGUUACAAUUCAGACAUCAUAUGCCUUCAAGAAGUAGAUAGAAAGGUAUUCGAGUAUGAUUUGAACUCAGUACUAAGUCACUUAGGUUACGGAAGCAAUUUUUUUACCAAAGGUAACGAGGUUGCAGAGGGCUUAGCUUUGUUCUACUACAAAAAAAAGUUCAGUCUCAUAGAAUCACAUCGGUUUGUCUUUUCUGAACACAUUUCUAAAGAUCCAAUUUUCUCAGAUAUAUGGGAACAGAUCGCUAAAAAUGAAAAUCUGGCAAAGAGAAUUUUAGACAGGUCUACUACCAUGCAAGUCAAUGUUCUAGAUGUAUCAAAUCGAGAAGAAAUGUUGGUAGUUGCAAAUACUCAUUUAUAUUUCCAUCCAGAUGCAGAUCACAUACGGUUGUUACAUGGUGGUUUGGCCAUAAGAUAUCUAGAGCAUUUUAUUAACAAUUUAAAGGAAAAGACUUCUAAAAGAGUUUCUUUAAUAUUUUGUGGAGAUUUUAAUAGUGUUCCGGAAUGUGGUAUAUUCAAAUUAUAUACAGAAGGCGAAGUGCCCAAGAAUUUUAUUGAUUAUCACAGUAAUAAAGAUGAAGUUGUAACCGAAGUAGAGUUGAAGCAACCUUUCGUAUUAGCAAGUGCUUGUGGAACUCCAAAUUAUACUAAUUAUACCGCACAAUUUCAAGGAUGUUUAGAUUAUAUUUUUUAUGAAAAGACCAAUUUUGAAAUAACGCAAGUAGUUCCAUUACCAAGUCAUGAAGAAGUUACAGCAAAUACGGCUUUACCCAGUUUUGUAUUUCCAUCUGAUCACAUCGCUUUGAUAUCAGAUUUAAAGUGGUUGUGAAUAUUUGUACUUUCAAGGGCAAUUUUUAUAUUUUUUAGUGGUUUUAUUUUAAUCAUUGAUUUCAUUAUACAUAUAUUACGUUAUAAAUAUAUUUUAUCACUAUCAA